AUGGUGGUAUUGUCUCGGCCAGUACUAGACAAUUUCUCUCUCAUCGAAACAAGCGAAACCACUGCAAAUCCAUCCACUGUAAUUCCAGAAAUAGACCUCUUAGACCCUCAUACAGGCAACCUCAUCGUUAAGGCCUGUGAGGAGUAUGGCUUCUUCAAGGUGAUCAACCAUGGCAUCCCAGUGGAGUCUGUCACUAAAUUAGAAGCUGAAACUAUCAAGUUCUUCGAGUUACCACAGUCUGAGAAAGACAAAACUGGCACUUCUACUCUUAACCCUUUUGGAUAUGGUAACAAGAGAAUUGGCCCAAACGGUGAUGUUGGUUGGAUUGAAUACCUUCUCUUCAGCACCAGCCCCCAAAAUUGUCUCUCCAAUUUCCCAGGAAACUCAGAAAUUUUCUGGACUCUUGUGAAUGACUAUGUAUCAGCAGUGAGACAUAGGCUUUGUGGAGUUUCGGAAAUGAUAGCUGAUGGCUUGAAGAUUAGGCCAAUGAAUGUGUUGAGUAGGCUCUUGAAAGACCAGAAGAGUGACUCUUGUUUCAGGCUAAACCACUAUCCUCCAUGUCCAGAGCAUCAAGCAUUCAGUGGUCAAAGUUUGAUUGGGUUUGGAGAGCAUACAGAUCCACAGAUACUAUCUGCUCUAAGAUCUAACAACACAUCAGGCUUGCAAAUCUGUCUAAGAGAUGGGACAUGGGUUUCAGUCCCAGCUGAUCAGAGCUCCCUUUUCAUCAAUGUUGGUGAUUCCUUGCAGGUAAUGACUAAUGGGAGGUUUAGGAGUGUAAGGCAUAGAGUGUUGGCUGGUAGUUUGAAAUCAAGGGUAUCAAUGAUUUACCUUGGAGGACCACCUUUGACUGAAAAGAUAGCACCUUUACCCUCACUAAUGGAAGACGGAGAAGAAGGUUUGUACAAGGACUUGACAUGGUGCGAAUACAAGAAGGCUGCGUACAAGACAAGGUUGGCUGAGAAUAGGUUAAGUCUCUUUGAGAAGUCUGCAGGCCAAUGA
This is a messenger RNA of Ilex paraguariensis (yerba mate), 999 nucleotides long. The record is from the annotation of a GenBank genome assembly. NCBI's taxonomy places the organism in Eukaryota, Viridiplantae, Streptophyta, Magnoliopsida, Aquifoliales, Aquifoliaceae.